AUGAACUUGAAGCAAUAUCCAACAUAUUUAAGAAGCAUGGACUCAAAUAGAAAAGAAGGAGAAACUGAAAGUGUGCCAGUGAUUAACCCUGCAACACAAAUUGCCCAGUUGCAGGCUCUGGCUUCUGAACUUAAAAGUAGCUUCACUGAAGCAAUGCAGGAACUUUCAAGAAUUCAACAUGGAGAGUAUGCUCUUGAGGAGAAAGUUCAAAGCUGCCGGUGUGCAAUGGAGGAAAAAGUGGCCGAGAUGAAAAAUUGUUUAAAUGAUUUCAAGGAGGAGCUUAAUGAUGCCAAAUCUAUGAUUGAGGAAAUUAGCGCCAAACAAGAAGAGAUGCAGCAAAAAAUCGAGCAAUUGCAACAAGAGAAACGGAAGGAAUCUCGCAAGCUCAAAGUGAAAAGGAUUCAAAAAGAGGAGCAUGGUUCCCAGACUGUGCCCACUCCUCUGCAAGGAAGCCCCUUUCGAGCCCUGAAACUUCCAGAACCAGUUUUAAUUAAUGAAGAUUUUGUCAAGCUUUUGCACAAUGCAACAUAUGAGAAAGUCUCUGAUUGCAUGCCUAGAAGACUAGGAGAAAGCAAUAUGAGAGGUGUAACCAAUACAAAUCUGGACAGAGAAGAGAACGUCACAGUUUCCUCUUCAGGCGAUGCUCCAUCAAAGGGCCAGGCAGCAAUAUGGAAACAGGCCAAAGACAGUAAGGAGAGGAAUGAGGAAUAUAUUUCAAAGAACCUCAGUGAUCGGCAGAAGGAUCUGGCUCCAAGUAGAUAUAGCUCAGUAGAGAAUUUGAUGUGGGACUCCUCUGUUGCAGCUAAAAGGCAAAAUAUUGCUUUGGAUUUACUAGAGUCUGAAAGAAAGUAUGUUGUCAGCCUCUCUCUUAUUCUGAAAGUUAAAUCCACAUUGCAAGGAACAGAAGUGAAAAGAAAUACAAAGGAAAGAAGUUUCUUCCCCAAUUCUUUGCGAUACUUGGUCCAGCAACAUGUAGAGUUACUUCAUGCCUUGCAGGAAAGAGUGUUAAGUUGGCCUCAACAAGGAAUCCUAGGAGACAUAUUUCUCAGAUUGACCAAUGAUGAGAACAGUUUUUUGGAUUAUUAUAUUGCUUACUUGAGGGACUUGCCAGAAUAUAUCUCUUUGAUCCAUUUGGUGAUUUUGAAAAAGAUUGAGGAAGAAACCAAGUCUGAUCUCUACCUAUUUUUCUUCCAUAUUGUCCAACGCAUUCCAGAAUAUCUUCUUCAUUUGCAAAACAUCCUGAAGUAUACUGAGCAAGAGCACCCAGAUUAUUAUCUUCUUCUUGUCUGUGUUCAGCGCCUGCGAGUAUUCAUUUCUCAUUACAGUCUUCUCUUCCAGUGCAAUGAAGAUCUGCUAAUACAGAAACGAAAGAAACUGAGAAAAUCUUCCUUCAUAAAGUUAUAUAAAGGUCUCGCCACUCAGUGUCCCAGCAGCGGACAAGCAGCAUCUCCAACACCAAGUGCAGCUUCCUUUCACAAUAGUGGAAUCCAUUCUGAAGAGACAGUGCAUCCAUUCCCAUCAGCCUCUGUUUCUGGAACAACUGCUAUGCAUUUGAUGUCACACAUAAAAAAGGGUCAACAAGAAAUGGCAAACAUCCCAGGGAAACCAUGUGAGUGGGAAGCUGAUGGAAGAAAGCAUGGCAGACCAGAGAGUGCUUUAAUUCCAUCUCAGUUCAAUGAGGAGGACUUGAAGACUCUGGCGGCUUCUCUGCAGCCUGUUGCAGAUAUGGAGUUCAAUGCUACUUCAUCGGAUAUGAAAGAAAACCAGGAGAAAUCUCACAAAGCUACCAUGGAGCUUCUCCAAGACAGCAGAAGCUUUACUUCUGAUUUUGAAGAUUUUGAAUACCAAGGAAAUACAUAUUCCAUUCCUGGACUCUAUGAGAAAGAACCUCUGGCUAUCCUUCAAUCUUGCUCACCAGCCUCUUCUGAAUCUAGCAUUGACAUCUGCUUCUUGCGACCUGUGAACUUCACAAAGGAACCAGAGAAGGCACAGCGCACUUUGCAAUUGCUUCCCAAGAGCAGUGAUCUAGAGCACAUUGGCAGCAGCACCUCCAAGCGUGAGGCUUUUCGGAGCAAGGGCAAACAACUGAGUCAAUCCUUGAAGGAGUUUCCCCGGAGUGGGUCUGAAGGCAUCAGCACAAGGCUAUAUAGCACAAGGAGCAGCAGUGGGAGUCGGCUGUCCAACUUGCAGGAGAGAGGCUUCCAGCCCCAUGAGGCCUCUGCCACCUCCAGGAGCUCCCACUGGAACUACUUUCCUCCACAGCGAGGAGUGGGUGAAAAGCAAAGCUUUGUAGAAGAUAUGCAUUUAGAAGAUAUCCGAUUCUCUUGCAGAGAUGACAAUGAGCAAACGUCUUUCAGCAGUCAUCCGACACGGCAAGAACAAAAAAGAAGCUUUCGCAGUUCCUUUCGCAAACUUUUUAAAAAGAAAUGA
This is a messenger RNA of Thamnophis elegans (Western terrestrial garter snake), 2430 nucleotides long. It is a transcript of the gene ARHGEF33, whose product is annotated as Rho guanine nucleotide exchange factor 33. Lineage: Eukaryota; Metazoa; Chordata; Lepidosauria; Squamata; Natricidae. Gene Ontology annotation, molecular function: guanyl-nucleotide exchange factor activity. The transcript has 16 exons. Bases 1 to 2430 code for a protein of 809 amino acids. The record is from RefSeq and is a predicted model, not a curated record.